Molecule: messenger RNA, 1913 nt
Organism: Pomacea canaliculata
Lineage: Eukaryota; Metazoa; Mollusca; Gastropoda; Architaenioglossa; Ampullariidae
Source: RefSeq, a predicted model, not a curated record
ACAGCAAGCAACAUCUGCAAGAACAGUGUGACACAGUGAUUACUUUUUCAAACGAAGGCCAUUACUUUCCUCUUCCUCAGUCAGAUGCCUUCGAAAAAGAGGAAAUCAGGAACAUCCGGAUUGUAACACCGGACAGCCAUGAGCUUCACUCAGAUAUCUUAACAAACGAGCAGAUUCCUGGAAAUGAAGAAGUUAACUGGAGGCUAGGCAAAAGAAUCAGUCAAGAGCCAGUACUAUAUUACGACAGAGUUCACUCCAUCAAAGCUCAGACAAGGAAAGAACAAGAUGUGAACAGCAGAAACAAAGAGGAGAAUUGGGAUUCCACAGAAGAAGACCUCAGUCCAGAGGAAACUACACCAUCUUAUCCACUCGACAUUAUUAAAGAUCAGAGUGGACACAGCGAUGGAAAUAUUUCUACAACCGAAAGCAAUGACGCAAAGAAUCUUCUUAGAAUUGGUUUAAAAGAGGAUUCGAUCUGUUCCUCACAAGAAAGCGAGAAAUCAGAGGAAUGCCUACCAUCAAGUAAAGGAGCAAACUUCACGUGACUCGAUCAAGUACAGAGGAUGUGAUGAAAAGGCACAGAAAAGAUUUUCCCUAAAAAACCGUUGAGAACAUGACAUGCUGCAGUUUUCGAAUAAGAUCGUCAGGACAGCAAUAAAUUAAAGUGUCCGCCUCACUGGCGAGAACAAAAACACAGACACUACAUGGUGGAUAGCAACGAUCUGAUGUCUGUUGAUAUUUGUGCCCUAGUGUACCGUGAUGACUGCUCUUGUUGCUAAAUUACGUUAAUUACAUUGAUGAUGUGUAUCAGCGAAAAUUUGUUUAAUUUGUUUGACACGGCUGAUACGUACUUAUAGACUUCGGAGCGACUAUCCCACACUCCGUCAACACAAAAACUUUCAAAACUGUGACAGCGACAAAGAACGAUAACUUUGUCAUUGUUAAUCAGAGUUAGCUCUCUUCGACAGGACUGGCUGAAGGGACAGGUUUCCCAGUAAAUUUGUGUUUCUCUUGCCUUAUAUUGUGAUUUCCCAGCUUUCCACUUUCCCAUUGACUUUUUCUUUAACGGUCAAGUGUAUUCGUUUGUGAAACUCGCCAGCAGAUGGACAUUAACUAUGCAGCUAUACUGUGUUGUUUUUGUUUGUGUGCUACUUAUGUGUGUGUUUCUUAAUGUCGCGGCCGCAAGCUCCUUUAUCUUGUAUCAUUCUGAUCAACGACACUUGUGAACAAUGUCUGUAGGAAAGUUGUCCCAUUGACAGUAGCAGGCAACGCAGCAAGGACUGCAAACCCUUCAUGCUCAUUACUUUCAGUCUCUCACAAGCUGCAGUGUUCAACCAUCCACAUCGUCAAAGUGAACAGUUUGCAUUUGUUUUUUGCCAGGCUGUUCCUACUUGAACAUAUGCCUUAAUAAUGCACGGUACUCGCUUUUUAAUCAUUAUGCCACCACCCUAUUAUAACAAGAAAUUCCUACAUUAAAAAAAAAAAAUCAGAAGGCAGAUAUGUUAAAGAAUUUUUGUUUGUGCGUUCUUCUAGUAAAACUUUCCCAUUUUCUCUUAUGAAAGAACACCCCUGUCCAUAAAAAAUUGAAAGAUAGUGUUGUCUGCAAUAGCUUCCUACUUUUAAGUUUCUUUUGUAAAUUGAAGAAAUUUAAAGACGGCCUACUUAAGAUGGAGUAGUUAUAAUUAUUUGUUUCAUCAGCAAGAAAAAUGUGUUUCUCUCUCUGUCUUGAUAUUUAAAAAAUAGUCUGCAGUUUAUGUUACAUUUGUUCAUUUGUCUUGGUCUGUACACAAUUAUUAUUAUGUUACCGGUGUAUUUGUGUGUGUGGGUGUGUACAUUGCUUAUCUGGCCUACUCAGAGUAGUACAGCUUCAUUCUCACUCUCUUCGUGCUUUAGAAAUAUAUUUUUAUUGUCCA